Molecule: messenger RNA, 879 nt
Organism: Symbiodinium sp. CCMP2456
Lineage: Eukaryota; Dinophyceae; Suessiales; Symbiodiniaceae
Source: the annotation of a GenBank genome assembly
AUGUCGUUCGGCGAGCCCAUGUACAUCACUGCGCUGGAUUCACGGGUGGCAGAGCCGCUAUACAUCACCGUAUCAGAUGGUCGGGUCAAGACGACACUGGCUCGGGAUGCAUCACAAUCGAAGGAGGUGGAGACCACGUAUGAUCCGCAUGACCCGCAUGUGCAAGCAGGUAUUUGCCGCACAGGGUCCGACCCGGACUUCACCACUAUAUCCUGUAAAGAGGAAAUGUCCAGCACUUCGUUGAGAUGUAUCUCAGCAUCCAGCAGAUGCAGCAGCAGUGACAGCACCACCUGCAGUGCAAUGGCUUCGCCCGACGACCGUCGCGGGGAAGCUCUUCCCCUGCUCCGCAGGCCGAGCAGCCCGCAGUGUCAAGCACAUGAGAUGAAAAGCGCGAGGCUUCUCUGGUGUGAAGGUAAUGCUGAAGGACGAAUGGAGCAGAUGCAGGCACUGGCGAGGCAGUUCCACUGUGGCACACUCUCGCACUUCAGCUCUCCAUCAAGCUUUACUCGCUGGUUCUUCGAGCAAGGUUCCCGGCCUGUAGCCGAGCUGGGGGCCGUGCUCGUAGCUGGCUGGCGCGAAGCGAAGCCUUGUGGUGCUGCAAUAAAAGCAGCCAUAACUGGAGACACAGGAGGCUUGCGCAAGGAUUGCAAGCGCCCUGAAAAAUGGGAUCGCAAGCUUGCAGCUGACAUAGUGCGUGCAAUGAUCAUUCUCCCGGAGAACCCAAAGCAUUCCAAGCGGGCUGCAGACUGGAUCAGAUCAGAUGAUUUCCUGAGCCAGAUUUUGGAGUUCAGGGUAGUAGACACUUCAGCAGAGCUUCCUCAUGUGCUUGCACAGUUGAGCGACACCAAAGCACGGCCUGUCGUCAGGCUGCGGUUUUAG